AUGCCAUCUUAUGCCAAGUACAUUAAGGAAAUUGUGUCUAAUAAAAAAAAACUGGAAGAGUUUGCUACUGUGCAUUUAAAUGAGGAGUGUAGUGCUAUUUUGCAAAGCAAAUUACCUCCUAAGCUAAUGGAUCCAGGAAGUUUUUCUAUUCCUUGCACUAUUGGUAAUACUGUUGUUGAUAAAUGCUUAUGUGAUCUAGGUGCCAGUAUUAACCUUAUGCCUUUAACUCUUUUCAAGAAGUUGGAAAUAGCUGAAAUGAAGCCAACAACAAUCUCUUUUCAACUUGCUGAUAGAUCAGUCAAGUACCUGCUUGGAGUAGUGGAGGAUAUAUUAGUAAAAGUUGGUAAAUUUUAUUUUCCUGCUGAUUUUCUGAUUCUUGAUAUGGGUAGUGAUACAGAUACAUCUCUUAUACUUGGUAGGCCAUUUUUGUUGACAGGAGGAGUAUUAAUUGAUAUGCCUUUAGGGAAAUUGAUUUUUAGAGUAGGUAAAGAAAAAGAGGAAUUCUCUAUCUCUAAGGCUGUAAAAUUACCAACUUUUGAUGAAUCAUGUCUUUUUGUUGAUGUUAUUGAGAAACCAUCAGAAGAAGAAUUUGUUAAGCAUUCACCUAGUGAAACACCACAUCAACUUGAACUUAAACCACCUUCAUUGCGGUUCAAAUACGAAUUUUUGAGUAACAAUGAUACUUUUCUUAUGUUUUCUUAUGCUCAUUUACUUCAUGCAAAAGAAUAG
Ipomoea nil (Japanese morning glory) is the source of this 729-nucleotide messenger RNA. RefSeq lists its product as uncharacterized. The transcript has a single exon. Lineage: Eukaryota; Viridiplantae; Streptophyta; Magnoliopsida; Solanales; Convolvulaceae. The record is from RefSeq and is a predicted model, not a curated record. Bases 1 to 729 code for a protein of 242 amino acids.